UCUGGCCUCUGACUUCCGGUUCCUAGGGAUGCGCAUCCGGGUCACGCUAACGCCGCGGUUUCCUCCAUCCGCUUGGUUCUGCUGUGAGUCUGGACCAGUACCCAUGUCCUGCUUUGGGGCCUCUGCAGCCUUAGAACAGUGAAGACUGCUGACAGACACUCGCAAUCCAGCCACAUAAACGUUAGGAAGGAAUACUGGUCCUCAUGGAAGAAGAGCAAGACUUACCAGAACAACCAGUAAAAAAAGCCAAGAUGCAGGAAUCAGGAGAGCAAACUUUAAGUCAAGUGAGCAGCCCUGAAGUCAGUGAUCAGAAACCUGAAACUUCAAGUCUUGCUUCAAACCUUACCAUGUCAGAGGAAAUUAUGACAUGCACCGAUUACAUCCCUCGCUCAUCCAAUGAUUAUACCUCACAAAUGUAUUCUGCAAAACCUUAUGCACAUAUCCUCUCAGUUCCUGUGUCGGAAACUGCUUACCCUGGGCAGACUCCGUACCAGACACUACAGCAGUCUCAACCCUAUGCUGUCUACCCUCAGGCAACCCAAACAUAUGGACUACCUCCUUUCGGUGCAUUGUGGCCAGGUAUGAAACCUGAAAGUGGUUUAAUUCAGACUCCAUCUCCAAGUCAACACAGUGUUCUUACCUGCACUACAGGGUUAACCACAAGCCAGCCAAGCCCAGCACAUUAUUCUUAUCCCAUUCAAGCUUCAAGCACAAAUGCCAGCCUGAUAUCCACUUCAUCUACAAUUGCCAAUAUUCCAGCAGCAGCAGUUUCCAGCAUCUCAAACCAGGACUAUCCCACCUAUACUAUCCUUGGUCAGAGUCAGUACCAGACCUGCUACCCCAGCUCCAGCUUUGGAGUCGCGGGCCAGACUAACAGUGAUACCGAAAGUACCACAUUAGCCGCAGCCACAUACCAGACGGAGAAGCCUAGUGUCAUGGUACCUGCGCCGACAGCACAGAGACUUUCCUCUGGAGACCCUUCUUCAAGCCCAUCUUUGUCCCAAACCACACCAAAUAAAGAUGCGGAUGACCAGUCCAGAAAAAACAUGACUGGCAAGAACCGGGGCAAAAGGAAAGCUGAUGCCAGCUCUUCCCAGGACAGUGAAUUGGAACGGGUAUUUCUAUGGGACUUGGAUGAAACCAUCAUCAUCUUUCACUCUCUUCUUACUGGAUCCUAUGCCCAGAAGUAUGGAAAGGAUCCAACAGUAGUGAUUGGCUCAGGUUUAACAAUGGAAGAGAUGAUUUUUGAGGUGGCUGAUACACAUCUGUUUUUCAAUGACUUAGAGGAGUGUGACCAGGUGCACGUGGAAGAUGUGGCUUCUGAUGACAAUGGCCAGGACUUGAGCAACUAUAGUUUCUCAACAGAUGGUUUCAGUGGCUCAGGAGGCGGUAGCAGCCAUGGUUCCUCUGUGGGUGUCCAGGGAGGUGUGGACUGGAUGAGAAAACUGGCUUUCCGCUACCGAAAAGUGAGAGAAAUCUACGAUAAGCAUAAAAGCAACGUGGGUGGCCUGCUCAGUCCCCAGAGAAAGGAAGCACUGCAGAGACUAAGAGCAGAAAUUGAAGUUUUAACAGAUUCCUGGUUAGGAACUGCGUUAAAGUCCUUACUUCUCAUCCAGUCCAGAAAGAAUUGUGUGAAUGUGCUGAUCACUACGACGCAGCUGGUUCCAGCUCUGGCCAAGGUUCUCCUGUAUGGGCUAGGAGAAAUAUUUCCUAUUGAAAACAUCUAUAGUGCUACCAAAAUUGGUAAGGAGAGCUGCUUCGAGAGAAUUGUAUCUAGGUUUGGAAAGAAAGUCACAUAUGUAGUGAUUGGAGAUGGACGAGAUGAAGAAAUUGCAGCCAAACAGCACAACAUGCCUUUCUGGAGAAUCACCAACCAUGGAGAUCUAGUGUCCCUCCACCAGGCUUUGGAGCUUGAUUUUCUCUGAGAACUGGAAUGAAGACCCUUCCCCGUGAGCUCCUUUUCCCUCCUGAAAGGAGCUAGAGACCAGAACCAUCUGGGAACUCUCUCUCUCUCUCUCUCUCUCUCUGUGUCUCUGUCUCCCUUUCUGUCUCUGUCUCUGUGUGUGUGUCUCUCUAUUUCUCCAUGGAAUGCUGGCGAGAACACAAUCAGAACCAACAGCUGCAAGGGACGAAGCUUAUUUUUGCUAAGAGUGAGCUGCGGCCCCGUGUUCACCGUCGUGCAGAGGCAGGAGACGGUGGGAUGGAGAGGACUCACCGCAGCGACAGUGCUUUUAAUUCUUCGGGGGUUUGUUUCGUUUUAUUUUGUUUCCAAAAAAAUGAAGAAAAGAAAAGGCAAUUCUUGGGGCAGAGUUGCACUCUUAGUUCGUGCCCAGUUUGAGAACUGCUCUGAACUUGCGGGAACAGGAUACACGUGGCAGACUUUUGUGAUACCAUCUCUUGCGGUCUUUGGAAUCUCCUUAGCUCUAGAACAUAUUCCCAGGGAAUGUAUAUGUUAUUUUUAUAGUUAAGGGUCUGGUCUCUGAAGCAGGUUUUCCCUCCUUUCUUUUUCUAACAAGAAAGGGGUGUGUAAAGUUUCCUUGGAAAAUAGCAAUUGAAAUGUCUAAAAUACCUCUCUGUGACAGUAGCACCUCCUUUAGCUGCUCCGGUGGUCUGCUCUCUAGGGCGGUUUCCUUCCCGAUCUUCCAUCUCCUAGUCGGCUGAACUGUGGGGCACUGGACACUGAUAACCUUGAGACUUCGGAAUUUCCCAUCCUAGAAGCCUUAGUCCCCUCUCCAGCCCCUGUUCCCCUUCAACCAAAUGGCACAACCCUAGAAACUCCCUCUCUUAAGACAUAAAUUCCAAGCCUUCAGCUUGACUUUUAUUCAAAGACUGUGUCCCAGAGGGCUUACCUCCCAACUGGAGGGAAAGGACUAAGGCUUUGUAGGAAUUUCUGCUUCUUUGGCUCUUGGAACAAGAAGAUUCCACUUUGUCUGGCAGAGAAGCACCCUUCCCCAGCAGCAGAGGCUCACCCCUCCCCCCUUCUCUUCCUCCUUAAGUCACCUGCCCUGCCCCUCUGUACCUCCCAUCCGCCUCCAUGCAGCUCUGGCCAGUCGCUCAGCUUUGGACCCAAGAAGUUAAAUCAAGCCUAAGAACAGACUCGUAACUACAUUUGACUUCCUUUGAAGCCCUUAAGCCAAGAAAGGUAUUUUGGGCAUGUAUUUACCCAAAUCUCUUGCCUGAAACCGAGGAACAGAUUGCUGUGAUCAAAACCCACUUUUCCCAUGGAACACCCUUUCUGCUUCUCAAAUCCCAUUCUAAAAUGGGAAACCAGAAGGCCAGAAAGACUUUCCUGAUCCAAAUGAGGGUGCUGGAACCCUACUCCAUGCCUGCUAUAUGCAGAAACAUCUGUCACCCUGACCUCUAGGAAGAUUGGUGGGUGCCCGGCAGCUAAUCCCAGCCUUAGAGCCCAGGUGUGUUUGCAGAUGCUCCAUCGCUCCAAGACGAAUGUGGGCCCCUGCUCGGGCAGGAUACACUUCCUAGCACUCAGGAAGUUGAGCCUCUCCCGGGCUGCCUGGAAAGGUGAUCAUGUCAGCCCCUCAGGCGUGCAGUCUGGGUCCUCAGGAGGAGGCGUCCCUUGACCACCCCCAGCUGUAAUCGCUCACCCCCAGAGAUUCUGUGCAUCCCUUUCUGGAGAUGUUGCGGCACUGAGGGGCCAGGCUCCUCCUGAUGCCAGGCCACCAGAUGGCAGCAGAGAAGACUGAUAGACACAUUCCUUCAGAACGGAUUGAGAAAGUGCUCCAUUCCUCACAGGUUUGGGGAAGGAGCUGGAGUCAGUGCUCAUUACUUAGCUGUCUCUCUCCGACCUCGUUUCUUGACAGGUGAGGAAGAGAUGAGGCAUGGAGUUGGAGGCCAACCUUCCACGGUCUGUGUAGAGCACAGUUGUCCACAUGCUCUGCCUGGCUUGGUAAUCGAUCUUAGAAAGCUCUGUAAUGGGCCUUUCUUCCAGGCCCCAAGCCCUCCCCCUACUAGCAGUAUAACUGUGGGUUCCCUGAGUUGGACAGAGGCCACCUGGUUGGUGCUGCAUGUCAGGCUUGUGAGGCUGUGCAGUGGUUCCCCCCGCCAUGCACACAGGGCCACACACAAACACUUCCCUCUCCCUGCCUUUUGGGAGAAGCGCUCUAUCCCUAGGAGUUAGACUCCUCUUUCGAUGGUGUUUCCCCCACCGCCCCCCUGACUGCCUAGCCUGGGUCUUUGCAAAAGGAACUUGGAAUUGGCUAAGAGAAGUGAGGAAGCUCUAUCGAGCAGAGCACCUCUGCUUUCUCUUGGUUGUUGCUGCCCCCAUUACGGAAAAUGAGAGCUUCUCGAUUCCUCUUUGCCAAAAUGAGUUGUGCAGGGAACACAGCAUUCUUUUACCCUGUGUUUUUUUCCUCCCCAGCACAAAGCUCUGGAAAGGAAUAAGUGGGUAGCACUCUUGGAAGUUGAGGGCAAAAUGGGUCAUUUCUUCAAGGGGAAGCCCUCUUUACCAGAAAGUGUCCCCAUGAAGUUACCCACAUCCUGAGUCUUUCCCCCAGCCAGGCGCUGUGGGUUCUGCCAGAUGGGUCUGCACGUCUCAUGGUGAGGACUGUCUCUAGUGCGGGGUCUGGAGUUGUCAGAUGUGUCCUGGGUUUAAGAGGUGGCUUGACUUUCGAAUGUAAAACUGACUGUGCCUUAGCAUCACCCUGUCCAAUGCCCCUGGGGCGGCUGGUGGUGUCUGGGAGAAUAGAUGCCUGUUCCAGACUUCGAUGCCUGUUUGGGCUUUUAUUUGGUUUGGGAUGUUCCUGUCUUCGCUCUGCAAUUUGAGGGGCAAAGCUAGCGUCCCAGGAGACUUGUGCCACGGCAUGUCCACAGUUUAUACAAACUCACUUUUCAAGCUCCAGGUAGAAUCUGAUUGGCAAACUCUGGCUGCAGCACGUGGAACCAUCUAGACAUUUGCUACAUUGAAUGGUGCCACUGAACCACGGGGCAGAGGCAGGGAGGGGCGGAGCCACAUUUUUUCUCUUCCUGGAGAAUGACGGUCUCCCCGGUGGAGAGCCGAGGGCCUUCCUCUCCUCACUCCUGUAGAAGGGGGACAGUUAGGGGCCUUCUUAAGCAGGCUUCUACUUCUUACCACCUUUUUCAUUAGCUUCCUUUUUCAUCCAAAACUUGGAACUCCCCAGAUAUUCUCACUUAUAAAGAAGCCAAAUCUGAAUUCUGGGAUUCUAAAAUAUCCUAAACUAUGAGAGAAAAAUCUAGUUCUGACCCAUCCCCAACUUGCAGGCCCUCUGUCCCUUCCUCUUCCGAUUUAGACCGCUCCAGCAAGCAAGGCUCUGUGGCUAGUCCCUAAUGCACUGACGGGAGCCAUCUCAUUAAGGACAGCUUGUACUCAAAACAUAACCCUCUGGACUUCAGAUGCCUCAUUUAGCAGGAAAAGGCAUUGAGUGGAUCGGAUAUAUUUAUGUGACUGCGGGCAUUCGUGGCUGUGUAGAGUCCUUGACCAUAAUGUUAUAUGUAAUGGGAACUAUCUUAUAAACUUGAAAAAAUAAAGUUUUUAUUUUCUAUA
This is a messenger RNA of Mustela lutreola (European mink), 5518 nucleotides long. RefSeq names its product EYA transcriptional coactivator and phosphatase 3 (gene EYA3). Gene Ontology annotation, molecular function: protein tyrosine phosphatase activity. The transcript has 18 exons. NCBI's taxonomy places the organism in Eukaryota, Metazoa, Chordata, Mammalia, Carnivora, Mustelidae. The record is from RefSeq and is a predicted model, not a curated record. Gene Ontology annotation, cellular component: nucleus. Bases 204 to 1925 code for a protein of 573 amino acids. Gene Ontology annotation, biological process: cell differentiation; multicellular organism development; negative regulation of extrinsic apoptotic signaling pathway in absence of ligand.